Fundulus heteroclitus (mummichog) is the source of this 9120-nucleotide messenger RNA. RefSeq names its product microtubule-associated protein 4. Gene Ontology annotation, cellular component: neuron projection. Gene Ontology annotation, biological process: microtubule cytoskeleton organization; neuron projection development. The coding region runs from base 122 to 4564 and encodes 1480 amino acids. Gene Ontology annotation, molecular function: microtubule binding. The record is from RefSeq and is a predicted model, not a curated record. NCBI's taxonomy places the organism in Eukaryota, Metazoa, Chordata, Actinopteri, Cyprinodontiformes, Fundulidae. The transcript is spliced from 17 exons.
GCGCACGGAAUUUUUAGGCCCGCAGAGUGUGUGCGCUCUCUGGGGUGGGCGGAUCGUUAGCUGUGACAGCGACGCUCGGAGACUUCCUAACAAAGCUGUCAGAAAACAAACAACUAUCGCCAUGGCAGAGUUAGACCUGAGUCUGAGCGACGCGCUGACGGACAGCCCUCCGCAGCCCGGCCCAGAAAGCAAGGUGGAGAGAGACUUUGUGGCUCAGCUGGAGGCCGAGGCGUUCGACGAUCAGGUCAAGGAGACGGUUGGAAAGACGGACUACAUCCCCCUGCUGGACGAUGACGACAAAAGGGCAGACGCUGGGGCUGCUUUGGAGAAUGGAGAGCAGGAAGCUCAUGGGGUACAAAAGCCUGCCUGCAUGGCAGCUCAUUCUGAUUCCCUGGCCUCUCACAGCAGCCCUGUCCAAAUGAUGGAUUCUGGCCAAUUGGGGACUUUCCCAGGCUUCUCCCAGCCUGGAGGGAUUGGAAUGAAUGUGGAGGUGGGAGCCGCGCCUCUGCAAGCCCAGAAGCCUGCGAGUAUUUCAGAGCCGCAGUUUCCUUCUCCCCAAGCCGGAUCAGACGUCCCAAAAGAUCUCAGCGCCAUGCUGCCACAGCCCCAGGUCCCUCACAGCCCCCUGGACGUUUCAGCAGGUUCCUUAGAUGACUCUUGGCAAGACCAGACUGGCUCCCUAUCAACAGACCCACCUUUCACUCCCAGCAUUUCCGUGAAGUUUUCUGACCAGUCCGAUCAGCUUGCAGCCAGCCAAGAAGAUACGCCUGACAGCUGGCCCAGCCGUGAGAGCACCGCCUAUGCUGGAGGCGAUGAAAGAGACACAGAUGGAUCUGACAGAAAGCAGAAGAAAAAGAAGAAAAGGCGACAGAAAGAUGAGGGAUCAUAUGAACAACACGAGGGCAGGGGUCAGCCAGAGACACAAGGAGACGGAGAAAACACCCCUCCGACUGAGGAGUUUUAUCAUAGAAUUGGCCCAAGAAGAGACAGGGUAGAGGGUGGCUGGGAAGAGCAACUUGGGAAAGGCGGAAGCCGUGGGAAGAAGAGUAAAAACAGGAAAAGGCUUCCAGAGGAAUGGGCAGUGACAGCAGAGCCAUUUGUUCCCGCUUCAGUGACUGCCUCCGAAAGUAAAGCAAAAGUAACGGUGGAUCUUGGCGGCUCAACGAGUGAAAGAAUGGAGACGUCAGACAUGGACACCAGCCAAAACACCUGGAAGAAAGAGGAAUCCUCCCCUUUGUCCCAGGAUUUGUUCUCUCCAAUGGCUGCAACCGUCAGUCCACUGGUCCUGAACAGUGAGCUGAAUGCAACAGCUGCUCCAUUCACGAUGCCGUCUUCCGCCAGCAAAACAACCCACAGCUCCUUCCCUGAGGCUGCUUCCUCUGGGGAUCUUGUUGACAUCCUGAUGGACACUGAAAAUGCCGAUUUGGGCCAAAGCAAUCAAACCUUUUAUCCUCCUCUCUCAGAGAAUACAGGAGCAGUGGGUGACAUGGUGGACAGUGGGAGGUUUGACUGCUCAAGCUCCUUUCAAGAAUCUUCUAUGCAAAGCAUUUCAGAGGGAGACACCUCAGCUUUCAGCCCUGCUUCACAGACAAGCCAGGCCCUUUCCCCCAAAGGUGAGGUGCUGGCUUCAGCCCCACCUCUAUCACCCUCGAAUGUUUCAUGGCUGCUGAAUGACUCCCAGCUAAGCAGCAACAGCGAUUUAUUUGAUUUCAGUGACCAGAGUGCUGCAGGUCAUCCUGUACCGCUGGGCCUGUCCUUUAACACCCCAAGCCCAGCACCUCUUCGCUCACCCAAAACCACAGCACAAGAAUUCCAGCCUAAGCCCAAAGAUGGAACAUCAGCCCAAAAGCAGCCCAGAAAGUCACUUUCUUCAUCUUCGUCCCCAUCUGUUAGGAGUCCCACCUCCCCAGAGGCAAAGCUACUCCCACAGGCAUCCCCUGUUGCUUCACCUUCCUCUCCUCUUUCGGUCACUGCCGCUGGAGUUCCAGCAUCUGGUCUCAAUCCUGCAGCAAAGCCUUUCUUUCCCAGCUUUGCCGAUCCAAUGGAAGACACAGCUGUGGUCCCUCCAGUUGUCCCCAUCGUGGAAGUUAAAUCUGACAAGACAGAGACGGCAGAGAAGAAGGAAGACAAACAGGAGGAUGAGGUGAAGAAGGUGGAGCCAUUUGAUGUCCUGAACAAAGCUGAGCACGGGAGCGUGAAGGUUGAAUUCACAACUAAUGAAAGUCUGGUCAGAGUGGCGAACGAGGUAGAAAAGAGCAAGGAGAAAGGAAAAGAUCAGGAGGAAGAAAAGGCUGGAGAAGAAAAACAAGCAGACAAAACGAAGGAGACGGAGAAGCAGGUGGAAAAGGUGGAGGAACAAAAGGAAACGGAGGAGGCAAAAGAGAAGAUGCAGAAAGUGGAAAGUGUUCAGCAGAAGGAAGAAAAGGAGGACAAAGCACCCAAAGUAGAAGAAUCCCCUGUCAAAGUGGAAAAGCCAGAGAAGGUGGAGAUGAUCGACAAGGUGCAGAACAUGGCUGACAAUGUGGAGAAGACCAACAAUGAUGAGAAAUCUAAAGAGGAACAGAACAUGGAGAACAAACACAAUGAGAAAACAGAAAAGGUGGAUGAAAGUGAGAAGUCUAAAGUGGAAGAGAAGAAAGCGGAGAGCAAACCCAGUGAAAAAGCUGAAAAGGUGGAUGAAAGCGAGAAGUCCAAAACGGAGGAGAAGAAAGCGGAGGAUAAACUCGAUGAGAAAGUGGAACAUGUGGAAAAGCUGGAUAAAGACCAGGCUUCUAAAGUGGAAGAAAAGGCAGAAAAUAAAACGUGUGAAACGGCAGAAAAAGCAGAGGUAAAGGAUGACAAGGAGUUGCACAAAGUGGAAACGCCUUCAGAGGAACAGCCAGCACCCAUCAAGCCUGACCCCACUGAUGACAAGAUGGAGACGAAGGCCAGCGUGGAGGUGAAACCUGAAGCGGCAGCAGAGAAGGAAAAGGCCGACGCGGGCGAAGCCAAGAAGACGGAGAAACAGGAUGGGGCAGCCAAGGCUCUGGGGAAGCCUGCUGUAAAAGAAGCACAGAAGACAGAAAAGGAGGAGAAGCAGGAUAAAAAGACGGCAGAGAAGAAAGACGGCAAGAAGGAAAAUGCUGUCAAAGGAGACGGAGACAAGGCCAAAAGACCUGUGAAGGCUGCAACCAACGGAGGCAGCUCAACAGCAAGCAAGGACCUCACCAGUGGAAGAAGCAAGCCUGCCGCAGGGGCCACCAAACCAGUAGGCGCCAUCAAAAUGCGGCCAAGCACGGCUCCUGCCGGCGGUUCCGCCACAAGCCCCACCAAGCGCCCCACAAGCGCCACCACCAGCAGCACCACAGACAAAAAAAACGCUACACUCAAGCCAGCUUCCACAACCGCGGCAGGGCCUAAGCGGCCCCCUGCCAGUUCCACUAGUCGCCCAUCGUCCCUGCCCUCCUCCACAGGCACACGCGAAGUUAAGCCCAAGGCCAACACAGAGAAGCGCCCCCUGCUGUCAAAGGCCAGCAGCGCCACCACGAGCCAAACUGCGUCCGGCCCUGCUACCAAAAACGGGACGGCCAGCGCCACAGCCAACAAAACCGCUUCAUCGGUGCGCACAGCCACGGCCACUCGCACAACUGCUAAUGCUGCAACCAAAAAGCCUUUGGCCUCUAAAACAGACAGCAAGCCGGGAGAAGAGAAGAAGCCCAUCACUGUUAGGACUUCAACAGCUGACUCUACCAGGCCCAAGACCACUACCACCACCUCAAAGAGCACGACUUCUACCACCGCUGCGUCUCGCACUCGAACAACAACAGCAGCCAAACCAGCUACGCUGUCCUCCACCACGGCACCAGAAAAGAAGCCCUCUGUGCCCCGUACCUCUCGACCCACUACAUCAGCCACAUCUACCACAACAAGCACCACCACGAGGCCCACAGCCCGACCAGGCACAGCGCCGGCCCCCGACAUCCGCAAUGUCCGCUCAAAGAUCGGCUCUACUGACAACAUAAAGCACCAGCCUGGUGGCGGGAAGGUGUCCUCUGCUUCUCAGAAAAGAGGCGUCACCUCCAAAGAAAGCAGCCAGGGCAAAGUUCACAUAGUCUCCAAAAAGCUGGACUUCAGCCACGUCACCUCACGCUUGGGCUCCAAGGACAAUAUGAAGCAUGUUCCUGGUGGAGGGAAUGUGCAGAUACUCAACAAGAAGGUGGAUGUAAGUAAGGUGACUUCAAAGUGCGGCUCCAAGGACAACAUCAAGCACAAGCCUGGCGGAGGCGUCAUGAAGACAGAGUCCCACAAAGUGAACUUUAGGGAAAACGCUCAGGCCGAAGUGGGAGCACAUGACAGCGAGGGCCAUUCUCCUGGAGGAGGGAACGUCCAGGCUGAGGGCCCCCAGGAGCCAGAGGGGAGUGGGACUGUCAUGACUGGCAGCCAGGCCCCAACCCCAGGCGCAGAGUCGGGGCCAGCAGGGGCCCCUAAUGCCCAGGAAAAUGGGCUGAAGGACGGAGCUCCCAGUGAUAGUGAGGGCCUCCGAGAGCCCCAGGUUCUGGACUCCCAAAUACCAGAGACAAAUUGAGUCUUUCAAGCUCAACUUCCGCGAGAAUGCUCGCUCUCGCAUGGACCACGGCGCUGACAUCACCCUCUGGCCAGCCCCCACCCCUCCAGACAACUGCAACAGUUCCUGUCUACAUAGUUCCUUGUUCUCCCAGCACCAUCAUCAAAGCCACCGCCCAGAUUCUUGCAGUGUUUUCCUCGUCGAGUCCCUGGCUUCCACCUGCUGCGUCAGCUCCUCCUCCCCCCCCCACACCUCCUUGCUCCAUCUGCAGGUGGAGCCCCAAGGUGGGGGGGACGGCGUGGGAGCAGCAGCUCUGUGAAGGGAUCCUGACCUUUUCAACCCCGUUUAUCUCAAAUCUGUUGUUGCAAAAUUAGAAUCAUGCAUUAGUUCUUCUCUCACAUCAUCAUGCGUCAUUGCCUUCAUCAUCACCACUUUGACCUGAAACACCUCGUUUAGACUGUGCUUGGUCCUGAUUAAUACUUUAUGUGAAGGAAAAUCUCCGGACGGCAAUUAUUUCUGAGUCCGGCAUCUUGGAAUCGUCGGCUUUCACGUGAAAGCCAACUGGUGGAUCUUCUAGAAAAACCGUCAUCAUCUGCCCUGCAUCCCCACCAAAUGGCAGCAGCAGUCUCUUCAUUAGUCACCACAACAUGUUGGAUUCCCUCCGGCCUUCGUCUCUUUCUUCCUCGUGACUGUAGGAACUGUUUUCCCCCCCCGUAACCAUGUACUCUCUGGUUCUAUAGCAUCGUAGUCAUUCAGUGUCCAUCUCAUCAUGGCUUCCUCUCUCUUCAUUAUAAUGUACCAAGCAGACUAACAACAAACAGAAGGCUGUUUGAAUAAUUUAGGCGGUUUAGCUCUUUAUUCUCUGUGUUUGUGAUGAGGUGUUUGAUUGAAAAGAUUUUAGGUAGAAACGAGCAUCUGUGUUAUGUUUGGAUCCUCUUUAUUUCCUUCUUUCAGUCUCAUCCCUUGAUAAUAGAACUAGGUUGUAUGUAUUCAAUCUAUACUGUUCAUAAAAAAGCAAUACAACUGAUUAUUAUUUCCUUUCUGUCAAGUAGUGCUCAGAAAAUCUUGGAAACACGCACAGGUUCUUGCAAACUAAGACACACAGUUAGGAGAUGCCAUUCAGAGGGACGAAGGAUGUUGCACAAACGAUGACGUAAAAGUUGACAGAUUGAAUAAAAAGUAAUUUUACAGUCGUGGGUAAAUAUCAGAUGUGUUGUGACUUAAGAGUUUUUAAAAACGUUGGAUAGGAUGUUUGCUGAAGUUGAGGAGCUUCGACUGAGCGCAGAGGGAGAUGAGGACGCUGCAGGUCUGAUUGCUUCUGAAACAAAAAGAGCUGUGUGUCUCAUAUGUGCCUCCUGUUUGUCUUACCUUAACAGAAAAAAAAGAAUGCCAGUAGAUAGAGCGAUGCAGUCUCACGCCUAAAACAGCUCAGAGAGAGUAUGGUGGAAUAUGAAGAGAUGUUCUAUUGUGAGCAGCCUGGUACUGGUUUGUACAUCAAGAUGCCCUGGUAGACUGUUGUUCCAUUUCAGGUGUUUCUGUGCGGGUCAGGUUAGCGUGUUUGUGGCAGUUGCUAAAGAUUCGGCCAAAUUUAGAAAUCAUCUGUAGGACAGUGUUCAGCGCUCAUCAGUGGGACAUGGUGACACUGUAUUCUCUUCUCUUGUAGCAACCUGUUGCCUCCUGAUGCCUUUCUAAUGCAUGGCGUGAAAAUAGAAACUCCUCCCCAAAGCUUAUUGGCGGCACUCCAUGUGUUGUUUUCUGGUAUUGCUUGUAUAAAUUUAGAAAAAUGGAAAUUAAUAGGAAGUCCUUAUGAUUCAGUGUUUAGAUUAUAAUCAUGCUGCUUCCACAUUGCACAUACUGAUUACACAGCUGAAACAUUGUUCUUUCAUUCUUUUAGCUGAAUGAUUUUCUGUUAUUCUGUGGUUAUUGGCUUUGUAAAACAAGUUUUGAUCUUUAUCAGUACUUCUAAUAUGUUGCUUUGUUAUAUUGAGGAUAUUGUAGGAAGUAGCUGCUUUUCUAGCUAAAGCCAUGCAUAUCACAAUAUUUAUACAGAGUCUGUUAGCAAACAGCAGUAGAUUAGCUAAAGUUUAAACUUAAGCAUUUGUUUGGCUAACAAUUGUAAGGUUACCAUUUUGUCUUAUCACCAGCUGCUUAGAAACUACUCAACUUUUUAGAAACUAUUAAUAUCUCCAGCCUUCUACAGGCUUCACCAUGGCCACCUGCUAGCUACCAGCUCCACCUGCCAGUUAGCGACUUUUGCGCUUGGCUAAUCUAAUUUGAGCAUGAGCUGACAAUAUCUGCUAUACCUCCCAAAAAAGUAUUGAUAAUUUUAACGAAAUAGGGCUCUGUAUUUGGUUUAAACCUGUAUUAAGGUGUAAACGCCUGUAUACUGUAUGCAAGACAAAUUAGCCGCAAAAAGCAACCUUUUAAAGCUAAUUCUGUGACAGGUACUCUGCUUUCCUUCCUGUUACUGAAUAUUUUAAGUCAAAGCUUGCAGACAUAAUAAAACUAUAUAAAUGAUUGUUUUUAUAAUAAGUUAAAUUUAGAAUGUAAAUUAUGUAUGUAAUACACUAAAUGCUGAGUUCAGAGCCUCUUGAAGUCGUAAUUCUUAAUAACAUGCCAACAAAUGUCAAUGCAGUUUAAUAAAGUCAGAUUUAUGCAGGAUAAAUGUCGUUCUAGUUUUAAAAUCCUUUAAAAAGGAAUAUUUUGUAAAGCCAAAUGCAUGACAAACAUGUCUUGCCAUUAGUUAAUCGUUUUAGCUUGCUAACUUGCCAGAAACGGAGCAGACAAUUGUUAGUGUUAUUCAAACUCUUAGAUGUUCUAAAUUAAGUUUACAACUUGUCUCAAAAAUCAGUGUUAAAAGGUGCAUUCAUUUAUUAUUUGAUGCUGACUUCACAUACUUAUUUUUUUUAUUGAUUCAAAAUGCAGAGCCUGAAAUGGCAAGGCAAAACAAAAAGUUUCCGACGCUAAUCGGUAAGUUGCCGUUUAGUCAGAUUAGCACUGGUCAAAAUAGCUUCAAAAUCUAGAAACAUCGGUUGUUUGACACAGAGGACCACUAAGACCAUCAUCAACUUCAACAAUAGCCAUAAUUAUGAUUUGUAGAAAAGCUUUGAUGAAGCUAAGCUGCACCUUAAUGAUUUCAUAAUAUAUCAUGGGAUUAACUGAGAUGGAGUGUAAUUCGACUUUUUAUGAAUAGUAACAUUAAUGUGAAUGAGCUUUCGCUUGGCAACGAUGAGGUUUUACCGUAUUUCUUCAGAUUGUUCCCUCAAGUCCCUCAAGUCUUGUUCAAGGGGUUUUCACUUGUUAAAAUCUUCAUUCUGACACAUAUGGCCAAUAGCUUGUACUUGCAGGAAGUGAGAUAAUUUCAUAUGCAAAUCAUGGCAUGUUGCUAAAUAAAGUGUAGCUUUGAUCUCUUAUUGUUUCAGGGCUGUUUUAGCUGAACUCUUCCACGUGCCUGUCCUUAACUAAAAUCUAGCUUUGCUUCUAGCCCUGAAUUUCCAACCGCCUCAACUUCUGAGAUUGUUCUUGGAUGUACAUAGAUGCACUGUUUAUGGCCCUGAAAUCUCCGAACAAACAGCUGCAGUUAUGGGUUUGUGGGUGGGGAAGGCUGCUUUUAUGUCCGUGUGGCUUUGCUGGUUUUUAAUGGGAGGACGCGUUUUUAUCAUGACUGUUAUGGCUGUUAUUUCUGAUCUACUUGUCUUGACAAAAUGGAAAGGGUCUGCCUUUUUUUCGUUCGAAAGGGGCCACUGAAGUGAAAGAAUGUCUUUUGAGAUAUAUUGUGCUAAAGACGCAACACUUUUGUACAUGUAUUUAUCGUUGUGUUCCUGUAGCCUCGUGGCGGGUUCGCCCUCAUGGUUGAAGGGGCUCGAGUUGGGAUUUUAUUUUUUUGCAGCAGCAGCAGCCAGUUUUAACGAUGGCAUCCGGAAGUCGUGCAGACAUUUACACCACAACACAAAUCUAAAAGGAAUUUAUUUGAAGUGCUAUAACUCCUUUAUCGAAAAUCCUGAAGUGAUAUCUAUCAUUGAGCCUAAUUAAUUAAGGUAUUUUUAACAAAUUUACUCAUGCUUAGGUAUGUCUGCCACCACAAGCCCAGUCUUAAGAGAUGAAAAUAACAAUGAUUAGUUUGAAAAGCAAGGAUGCAGUGACCUCCGGUUUAAGGGGAAAGUGAGAUGGGAGUGAUGCUUAAAGAACUGAUCCACCUAAGGCUGGCUGGUGUUAAGGGAGCUAAUACUGGCUACUAAUGGCACUUAGAGAGCAGCCGCCUGCCUGGGGGAGGUAGCGGUCAAGUUGGGCCUGCUUCUCUGAAACCUUUCCAAGGAGCGGGUCGAGCUUCAUCUAAACACGUAACACUAGCUAAUGAACACCUAGUAUACCUGCAGAGCAUGCUGAAAACCAACUAUGGCUUGUGUUUGGUAGACUUUCUCUCAUUUACAGAUCUUCCUCAUUGUUUUUGCGUGGGAUUAUAAUUUUUAUUCAAUAUUUUGAAUUUUAUUUUUUGGUUUGGAAAAAAAAGUGUUUAUUGUGAUUACUUGUUAAUUAGUGAUGUGAUUAUUAAACAUAAAAUAAAUUGGACUAAAUCU